Molecule: messenger RNA, 2894 nt
Organism: Colletes gigas
Lineage: Eukaryota; Metazoa; Arthropoda; Insecta; Hymenoptera; Colletidae
Product: protein trachealess
Exons: 14
Coding region: 1-2880 (959 amino acids)
Biological process (GO): regulation of transcription by RNA polymerase II
Molecular function (GO): DNA-binding transcription factor activity, RNA polymerase II-specific; RNA polymerase II transcription regulatory region sequence-specific DNA binding; protein dimerization activity
Source: RefSeq, a predicted model, not a curated record
AUGCCGGGUGCACCGGGCUUCCAUUGGGGGGCGAUGCUCGCCGGACACCAUGCGGCCGCCGCGGCGGGCAUGAUGCAGCCACCCCUGUCCGCCGGGGGUGAGUACGCACCCGCGCCGGCACAUCACGGGCCCACGCACCCCGCCAUGCCUAUGGAUCUCCACGUUCAUCAGGGAUUUCCGUACUACAGGUACCGAGAUGACGCUCUCUGUUGGACAGAUAGGAAACCGUCCAUGGACGACGUUGGGAAUCCUACCUCCGUCAACGCACGAUUUGACGAGAGACACUACGCUUUCGAAAGCAUCCUCGAGAUGCGCAAGGAGAAGAGCAGAGACGCCGCCAGGUGUCGAAGAGGGAAGGAGAACUUCGAGUUCUACGAGUUAGCGAAAAUGCUGCCAUUACCGGCGGCCAUUACCUCCCAGUUGGACAAAGCCUCCAUAAUAAGGCUAACCAUCUCGUACCUCAAACUUCGGGAAUUCUCGGGCCACGGAGACCCGCCAUGGAAUCGGGACGAUCCGCCGCCGAAUAAAUCUGUCAAAGGUGCGAAUCGAGUGAGGUCGUCAGCAACCGAUGCGGUGGACCACUUUGAAGUACACCAAGGCACCCAUAUACUUCAAUCGCUGGACGGGUUCGCGAUGGCGGUCGCUGCUGAUGGACGGUUCCUGUACAUAUCCGAGACCGUCUCAAUUUACCUUGGACUCUCACAGGUAGAGAUGACGGGAUCAAGCGUUUUCGAUUACGUCCAUCAACAAGACCACGCGGAAGUCGCAGAGCAAUUAGGCCUCGGAUUGGCCUCGAGUAGUUCUUCCGGUCCACACUCGUCGAGCUCCGGAUUAGCGUCGCCGAGUAGUGCGGCGUCCGAAGAACACGGUUCGUCUUCCACGGCGAAUCCCGACGUGUCAUCAGUGAUGGCAUUAUCAUCGAGCGGUCUUUAUAAAGGAUACGAUCGAGCGUUCUGCGUGAGGAUGAAAUCCUCGUUGGCGAAAAGGGGUUGCCAUUUUAAGUCUUCUGGUUAUAGGGUCGUACUGUUACUGUGCCGUUUGAGACCACAGUAUACGUUUAGCCAUACAAGAAAGUCUGCGCCACCUUUGAUGGGCAUGGUCGGCUUAGCGAUCGCACUUCCUCCGCCAAAUGUGCACGAAAUUCGUCUUGAAACCGACAUGUUCGUCACCCGAAUUAACUUCGACUUUCGGAUAGCACAUUGCGAACCAAAAGUAUCCGAAUUAUUAGACUAUACAGCCGACGAAUUAACGGGGAAAAAUCUUUAUACGUUGUGCCAUGGAGAAGACGCGAACCGUCUUCGGAAGUCACAUAUUGACUUGAUUCAUAAGGGGCAAGUGUUGACGCAUUACUAUAGGUUGAUGAACAAAAGCGGGGGAUACACGUGGCUGCAAACUUGCGCGACCGUCGUGUGCAACUCGAAAAACGCCGAGGAGCAAAAUAUCAUUUGUGUCAAUUACGUCAUAAGUGGUCGUGAGUACGAGAACUUAAUAAUGGACUGCUGCCAACUAGAAGACGGUGUAAUGGGUGUCAAACGCGAGGACGCCGCUGGAAAUGAUCCAGAAAAUGGAUCACCCGAUGCCGACAAAGGAGAAGGUAGACGCCGCGGCGGACCGUCUAAUCAGCAUCAGGAACAUUCGCACAGGUCCCCGCCGGAGAAUCGCGAGGACACACGCGGCUCCGAGAGCGAGAAACGCAGCAACACGCACCACGACACCAUGGCGCAGCUGCAGCAGGAGCCCCAGGCCACCGUGGGUAACAUCAGCACCCUCGUGGUGAAGCUGCGCGGUCACAAGCGGAAAAUCCAAGAGGACGACAGCAGCUCGAACGAGGACGAGGAGGACGAGGAGGACGCCGCGUCGACGAAGGUAGCGAGCAACGAGAGGAGCCACGCUCUCAGUCCAGCCCCGUCGAACCAUUCGAUCUCGGCCGGCGAGCAAGCGCUAUGCUCGACCAGCCCGAAGUCGAGACGCGUGGAGGACAGGACGACCAACGCCGACAGCACGGGCACCUCGGUCAAGGAUCUGGAGCAAGCGAUGUCGAAGCAUCUGCCGGUGGCUAGUCUGAACAAAUCUCACUCCCCCACGUUGCACCAGCCCACGGACUUCAGCACGGACGCGCUGUUGAAGCAACAGCAACAGAGGAGCACGAUACAGUGGAUCGGAGCGCAUCAUCAUCUGGGACACCUGAGUCCUCAGCAGUCGAGCACCGCGCCCUUGCCAGCAUCCGCGCUCCUGCGGCAGCUGUACGCAAACAGGGAGAGCGUGAUACGCGCCAACGUCCACGGAAUAACCUCCAGCAGCAGCACACGUACCCCGUCCUCCGGUGGCACUUACUAUACAGGGGACACCGCGCCCAGCGGACCUCUGCCUACUCCCCCGGGCUCCGAGGGUUCCAGCACCUACGGUGAGCAUCAGUUUGUGUUGGCCACGCAUAACCAGAAAGGCACCACCGGGACCAGUUGCGCCGACGCGUUCACGAGCCUGGUCUCCUCGUACACCACCGCUGGCGGUUACACGGUCGAUUACCAUUCGGCGAUGACGCCGCCGUCGUCGGUAUCGCCGCGCGACAAGCAACAGCAGCAGCAGCAACAGCAACAACUGCACCCGGUGAACGUGAUUAGCAAUUACGAGGGCUCGUCGGCCUACGCCGAUCCCGUGCUACGACAUCAGUACGAGCCGGCGCAACCGUUGCCUUUGAAACCACAAGUGUAUUCAGCCGCGGUUCAUCCGAGCGCGUUGGACGCCGCCGCGGCGUACGCGUCCGCCGGGCUCACCGAGCAGACGCAAUUCUAUCAUCAUCCGGCGGCCGGCGCCGGUUUUCACAUCUACCAUCCGACUAACAAGUCAACGACGAACGGCUGGUACAGUUCGACGUCCUAGUGGCGUGGUCCCGU